CACACGUGGGUUUAAUAAGGGUAUAUAAGUAUCUUUGCAUCACAUGAAACUCAAACAGCAGGAAUCAUGGAGGCACGACUGGGAGUUUUCCUUUUGUUGCUUGUGACAGUCCUACUUGCAGUAGUUGAAUCAGGAUAUAUUGGUUGUUAUCAGGAUGAUCGCACUAGAAUAUUGCCUAAAGCAGUACUGAAAGACAAAGGUAUGACAGUUAAAAAAUGUCAACAGUUUUGUGGUAAAAAAGGAUUCAAGUUUGCAGGUGUUGAGUAUGGAUACGAAUGCUUUUGUGGGAAUGUUUUACGAAAAUGCAGAAAAAGAAAAGAAAGUGAUUGUAAAACGCCAUGCUCAGGCAAUAAACGUCAGACAUGUGGUGGUCCAUGGAGGAUCUCUAUUUAUACAGGCAAACCAAGUAAUUGCAAGGGGAAAUGUCACAAAAAUGGUAUAUGCAAACAAGGAAGAUGUAGAUGUAAAAGAGGAUACACAGGAGAUGGCAUUACCACUUGUUCCAUUUGUCCAUUAGGGUGGAAAUCAUAUGGAUUCAGCUGUUACUUCUUUAGUCAGACAACGGCAACCUGGAAUAACGCCAAGAAGAAAUGCAUAACGAAAAAUAGUAUGCUCGCAGAAGUAGUGUCAUAUGGGGAAAGAGAUUUCUUAAGGAAACAGGCAUCGGAAUAUGCAGAAACUUUCUGGAUUGGCGGAACAGAUAGUAAGCAUGAAGGAAGUUGGAUCUGGGCGACCAGUCAAAGUAAUUUUAUUGUGACUGGAUGGCAUACCCGACUUGUAAAAGAACCGAAUAACCAAGGUGGAAACGAGCAUUGCAUCAAUAUACACAAAAAACUAGAUUUUGAAUGGAAUGAUGAUAGAUGCUGGAAUAGAUACAGAUACAUUUGUGAAAAACUGUUGGUUUAAACAGGACAGCAACAAAGGCAUAUAACUGAACGAAGCACUUUAGCAAAUGUUUAAAUACAUAAUUUAAAAAAAUGAUUUCGUCACGUAAAAUAAAACUGAAAACUAAAAAUUCUUAAAUA
This is a messenger RNA of Mytilus trossulus (common blue mussel), 1025 nucleotides long. RefSeq names its product perlucin-like. The record is from RefSeq and is a predicted model, not a curated record. NCBI's taxonomy places the organism in Eukaryota, Metazoa, Mollusca, Bivalvia, Mytilida, Mytilidae. Gene Ontology annotation, molecular function: D-mannose binding; fucose binding. Gene Ontology annotation, biological process: biological process involved in interspecies interaction between organisms. Gene Ontology annotation, cellular component: external side of plasma membrane. The transcript is spliced from 8 exons. The coding region runs from base 67 to 906 and encodes 279 amino acids.